AUGAAGAUCGCGAAAGAAGUGGAUGAUCCUUCAGUAAAAUCUUCACGAAAAGCAAAAGCUGCUGCGUGUAUCUUUUACGCAUACAAACACUCUGAAGUGCCAAAAUCGAUGAGCUUGAUAGCGAAACUAACAGAGUGCCCUCAGUCGACUAUUGCAAGAAACAUCAAACACAUAAAAUCGAAGAUUUCGAUCAUACAGCAAGUAGUUCCAAAACAACAAUCAACAAGAGAUGGUCAUGAAUGCGAUCAUCAAUCAUCGAAUCAACCGGUUAGAGAAGUCAACAGUUCAACCUCAAAUGAUAUUCCUUUUGUAUUCUCAAAUACGCAUACGAAUCUCCAAAACAGCGAUUCAAAUCAAACCUAUGCCGCCCCAGAUUCGAUGAAGGAUGCCGUUCGAAUGUCCGAGAAGACUCUUCUUGAGCUAAAUCCCAACACCCAGUAUCACCAUCUUGGUAAGGAUUCUGCUCAUCAUAUCCAGAAGUCUUAG
This is a messenger RNA of Oikopleura dioica, 486 nucleotides long. NCBI's taxonomy places the organism in Eukaryota, Metazoa, Chordata, Appendicularia, Copelata, Oikopleuridae. The record is from the annotation of a GenBank genome assembly.